Messenger RNA from Oncorhynchus gorbuscha (pink salmon), 2560 nucleotides. RefSeq names its product solute carrier family 26 member 2 (gene slc26a2). NCBI's taxonomy places the organism in Eukaryota, Metazoa, Chordata, Actinopteri, Salmoniformes, Salmonidae. The record is from RefSeq and is a predicted model, not a curated record. The transcript has 6 exons. Gene Ontology annotation, biological process: transmembrane transport. The coding region runs from base 259 to 2421 and encodes 720 amino acids. Gene Ontology annotation, cellular component: membrane. Gene Ontology annotation, molecular function: oxalate transmembrane transporter activity; secondary active sulfate transmembrane transporter activity; chloride transmembrane transporter activity.
CACGCGCCGAGCGCUACAAAUCUCCGGCUGAACUAUGCAAAAAGUAUCCAAUGAUUUUAUUACUAACAACUUGAUAAAUGGAGAGCAGUAACAUUCUCAGGCUUCUUCAUCUUCUUUGGACGUUAUAUGGCGGUUGGCAACCAACUGGAGUGUGGACCUCAGUUCAUCUUUCAAUCACCCACAUGGGAUCCCCACAUGUGUAACCUGGUAAUGGGGCCGAAAAAUGUAUGGAAGUGAAUAGGGCAUUUCCACGUCAAGAUGUACGGUGAAGGGGGGCCUGCUAUGAUGGCUCAAGAGUACUGCUGUGCCUCAGCAGAUGAAGGAGCAGAGAGCGGCCCACACGUCCCAUUCGUGCUGGAGAGAAGGGAGAAGGAGGAGGAAAACUGGAGGACAGCCGUUUCUCACCAACUGAAAAAGCAGUGCACAUGCAGCUCAGAGCGAGCCAAAGCCCAAGUUCUAGGGUUCGUCCCCAUCCUAAAAUGGCUGCCACGCUACCAGCUCAAAGACUGGAUCCUGGGUGAUGUCAUGUCAGGGUUGAUAGUGGGCGUCCUGCUGGUGCCCCAGUCCAUUGCCUAUUCUCUGCUGGCAGGCCAGGACCCUAUCUAUGGUCUCUAUACCUCCUUCUUCUCCAGCAUCAUCUACACCCUGCUGGGCACCUCACGCCACAUAUCUGUGGGCAUAUUCGGGGUGCUGUGCCUGCUGGUGGGCCAGGUGGUGGACAGGGAGUUGGCACUGGCAGGGUACAUCACAGAGAGUAUCAGGAACAACACUACCCUGGGACUGGGCAUGGGGAACAGCACCGGAGGGCCGGUCUGUGAUAGGAGCUGCUAUGCCAUCAUGGUGGGGACCACAGUCACAUUUACAGCAGGGGUCUACCAGGUGUUGAUGGGCCUCCUGCAGGUGGGCUUUGUAUCCGUGUAUCUGUCAGACUCCCUCCUGAGCGGCUUCGCCACGGGGGCCUCUCUCACCAUCCUGACCUCCCAGGUCAAGUACCUCCUGGGACUGGAGCUGCCCCGCGCCCAGGGCUGGGGUUCCCUCGUCAAGACCUGGGUCAGCCUUUUACAGAACCUGGGCCAGACCAACCUCUGUGACCUGGUCACUAGCAUGGUGUGUCUGGCGGUGCUGGUCCCCACCAAAGAACUCAACGACCGCUUCAAGGCCAAGCUCAAAGCCCCCAUCCCCUUCGAGCUGUUUGUUGUCAUCGCUGCCACUCUGGCCUCCCACUUCGGCCACUUCGAGGAGGAGUACGGCUCGAAAGUGGCCGGCGCCAUCCCCACGGGCUUCCUGCCCCCCCAGCUCCCGUCCUGGUCUCUGAUCCCCAACGUGGCGGUAGAUGCCUUCUCCAUAGCCAUUGUGGGCUUUGCCAUCACCGUCUCCCUGUCUGAGAUGUUUGCCAAGAAGCAUGGCUACGUGGUGGAUCCCAACCAGGAGAUGUACGCCAUAGGCUUCUGUAACAUCCUGCCCUCCUUCUUUCGCUGUUUCACCACCAGCGCUGCCCUGACCAAGACCCUGGUGAAGGAGUCUACAGGUUGUCAGACUCAGAUGUCUGGCCUGGUCACAGCCCUAGUGCUGCUGCUGGUGCUACUGGUCAUUUCCCCCCUUUUCUACUCUCUGCAGAGGUGUGUGCUAGCAGUGAUCAUCUUGGUGAAUCUCCGGGGAGCAUUGCUUAAGUUCACAGAUGUCCCGCGGAUGUGGCGUGUGAACCGCUUGGACACCGCCAUCUGGCUGGUGACCAUGGCAACCUCAGCGUUGAUAAACACCGAGCUAGGCCUGCUGGUGGGGGUUAUGGUCUCAGCCUUCUGUGUGUUGGGCCGCACCCAGAGAGCCCAGGCCUUGGAGCUGGGCCGGGCUGGCCAUCGGGAGCUUUAUCAGGACCUGGCCUCCUACAAGGGCCUGCAGUCUCAGCCUGGAGUAGCCAUCUUCCGCUACGAGGCACCCAUCUACUACGCCAACCAGAGCCUGUUCAAGAAGGCCCUGUACCGCUGCCUGGGCCUGGAUCCCGUCAAGGAGAAGGCCCGGCGUAGGAAGCUGGAGAAACAUAGGAGAAAGCAAGAAGAAGUAGCCAUGACGACAGGAGGGGAGGGCGGGACUAAGGGUAAAGAGAAAGAGUUGACCACCAAAGUCUUCCUACCAAAUCAAGUCAACUUCCACUCUGUGGUGAUAGACUGCAGCCCGGUGCUGUUCCUGGACACAGCAGGGGUCAAUGCGUUGAAGGAGGUGUAUAAGGAUUAUAAGGAGAAUGGGGUACAGGUGUUCCUGGCCCAGUGUAAUACCUCAGUACUGGAGUCACUGAACAGAGGUGGUUACUACCCAGAGAAGGGUAUGGGAGAAAAGGAAAGAGUGUUUUUCACCAUCAGCGAUGCCGUCCUCUAUGCACAGAGCCUCUCAUCUCAGAAUGGUGACUGUGACACGUCCUGUUAACAAGAGCUUUAAAGAUUGUACAGUGCCUUCGGAACGUAUUCAGACCCCUUAACUUUAAUCACAUUUUGUUACAUUACAGCCUUAUUCUAAAAUGGAUUACAUGAAUACAAAUCCUCAACAAUCUACACACAAUACACCA